Molecule: messenger RNA, 2133 nt
Organism: Marchantia polymorpha subsp. ruderalis
Lineage: Eukaryota; Viridiplantae; Streptophyta; Marchantiopsida; Marchantiales; Marchantiaceae
Source: the annotation of a GenBank genome assembly
CAAGACCCGUCCAAGGCUCUCCAAGCGACGUAUCUACGUGGCCUGGGUUUUGUACAGUCGAGGCUGGAGAAGGUACAGAUACACGGACGCAGUUUGAACGAGGAAUUGAUCGAGCGAGGUCUGGGAGAAGUGGAUUGAUGGCUUCGGUGGAGGCGACGGAGGUGGUGAGGAGCGGCAUCAUCGCAGGGUCGGAUGUGCGCGAGGAAGGGUCUGGCAGAGCCCAAUGCUGAUGAUGCCGUCGAGAGGGGUCGGGGUUUAGAGUCUGGGAGAAAAAAUGGCUGCCGUUUGCGGGAGGGGGUUUUGGGCGAGUGGGAGGAGGGUGGAACGCCAAUUUGAUCGUGGAAUGCGAUCGUGGAUGAUGGCGAUGGUGAUGAGCAGGAGGCACUACUCAGCGAGUAGUUUGAUUGAGGGUCCUGAGGCGGUGAAUUGGUACCCUGGACACAUGGCAUCGGCCACUCGCAACAUCCGGGGGCAGAUCAAGAGUGUGGAUUUCAUCUUGGAGAUCCGCGAUGCCAGGAUUCCUUUGUCAUCAGCUAAUCAGGAGCUUCAAGAAGUUCUGAAUAUGAAAAAGCGAUUGAUUGUCCUCAACAAAAUGGAUCUGGCGAAUCCGAAUAUGAUGUUGAAAUGGAAGGAGUACUUUGAAUCCGUCGGUCAAAAUCACAUAUUUGUCAACGCUCAUCAGUCAAAGACCGUCAAGAAGAUGCUCGAAAUGGUCCGAACACAACUCCAGAGUGUCAUUGCGAAAGAGCCGACUGUACUGGUGAUGAUCCUGGGAAUUCCAAACGUUGGCAAAUCCUGCAUAAUCAAUAGCAUGUCCAACAUCACGCGGGCGAAUUUUUCAGUGCAGGAGCAGCCUAAGAGGGCUAAAGUUGGGCCUUUGCCAGGAGUCACUCGACAUGUGGCCGGAUUUAAGAUUGGUGAAAGGCCGAGUACCUAUGUGUUAGAUACUCCAGGUGUCCUGGUUCCAAAUAUCGAGAACAUAGAGACUGGGAUGAAAUUGGCAUUGACAGGUGCUGUUAAAGACACAGUCAUCGGAGAAGAGCGACUUGCACGAUACUUACUCUCCGUUCUUAAUGCUCGGUCAGCACAUCUUCACUGGAAAUCAGGGUUCGCAAAAUCAAAUGCGACAACAAUUGACACAUUAUCGGGAGUUCGAGACUUGCUAGCCUCAGCGUGCCUCAAGUUUGAUGGAAGUCUGGAAAACAAACAGGAUAUGGAAAGCUUAGUGGAUGUGCAGAUGAACCUUCUGCGCAGGUUCUUCCAUGUUCCUGUCGAACUAGGUGAGGCAGGAUUAGAACGGGUUUCGCAGCACCUCCUUGAAUUUUAUAGGAAAGGCAGGCUUGGCCAAUUUACGUUGGACAUUGUACCCGGUAAAGCCACAAACAUAUUAAAUGUGAAGCUGUAGACUGAUGAAUAUGUAGUAUGGCCGUCUAUCGUUUCCCUCUUUUUGAGCUGCCUGCCCUUUCGGUUUCUCACAUCACUUCAACACAACAACUUUCUUCACGUUGCGUCAGCCUGAAAGGGUGACGGCCUUCCAUAUUCACCGACAACGACCGAACGAUUCAUACUCGCUGCACCAAAGCACAGACCUUCGUGAUCCUAUGAGGAAGUUACCUUCUUUUAGACUGACCCUCCACGAUCGUCCAACUCCUGGUGUUAUCAAAGUGGCGGGAUCGUCAGCCAGACGUCUCUCCAUGAAAGGUUUAAGGUAAGGGUUUUUGUAUCAAUCACGGCGUUGCCGUCUACUCAGAACGGCAGCUGUAUCAGAGUUUGAUUUAACUCUUAUCACGGAGAUUGUGUUCAGCCAACUUCGCUGCCACAAGAAAUGCGGAGUCCGGAUUCCUCUUCAAGGGAAACUUACUGUCUUACUCUUUAACUACUUCGCAGCUGACCUGCCGAAAAGCGGCAAACAUACCGAAGUCCAUUUCUGUCAAGUAUGUACCAGAUAGAUGCCAUCGAGGAGACUUUUGCCGAAAAGUUUGUCACAGCUUCAGUGCUUCACCUGCGUCGUCAGGAAUAGUGUUGAUGAUCCAUAUUUGGGAACGUCUCUGAAGUCAUGGCAACUUCAUAGCUGAGCCUGGUGUCCAUUUUGCCCACUCACGAUGUAAUUGACUGUAGACGCCAAAUACAUUC